Molecule: messenger RNA, 282 nt
Organism: Aspergillus luchuensis
Lineage: Eukaryota; Fungi; Ascomycota; Eurotiomycetes; Eurotiales; Aspergillaceae
Exons: 1
Coding region: 1-282 (93 amino acids)
Source: RefSeq, a predicted model, not a curated record
AUGGCCCAAUCCGCUAUCCCAGCUACUCUGUACCACCCGCUUCAGCUUAUCGUUGGCUUCCCGGGCCCCGCCGAUACCGCUGCUUUCUUCGAAUCUCCAAGUCCGUACAUGGAGUGCGUUCCCCAGACGCCAACCCCGGAUGAUGCAAUGUUAGCAGCCGAGUUUCGCUCGAUCACCACCCUGUUUCCCUACACGACACCUACAGCACAUAGUGCCAUGCCGUCUCAGUUUCCACCUCGGACAUUGGCUCAUAAUCCUUCGGUCUGCAGCUCGGCAGCAUAG